Achroia grisella is the source of this 1025-nucleotide messenger RNA. Its product is annotated as alpha-tocopherol transfer protein-like. The transcript is spliced from 7 exons. The coding region runs from base 4 to 942 and encodes 312 amino acids. NCBI's taxonomy places the organism in Eukaryota, Metazoa, Arthropoda, Insecta, Lepidoptera, Pyralidae. Gene Ontology annotation, molecular function: phosphatidylinositol bisphosphate binding. The record is from RefSeq and is a predicted model, not a curated record. Gene Ontology annotation, cellular component: membrane.
ACAAUGAAGUUAAAAUCUGAGCUAUUGGUCCAGCCAUCGGGCGAGAUAUGGAAGAAAAUCAGGAUUGAUCUGAACGAGGACGUCAAUACACGUGACCAGGACCUCGCCGCCAUCAAGGAAUGGCUGCGGAAGCAACCGCACCUGCCUGAUGAAUGGGAGGAACGUGCACUAAUGACGUUCUUAAGAGGUAGCAGUUUUUCCCUGGAAAAGUGCAAGAGAAAACUGGAUAUGUACUUCACAAUGCGCGCGGCCUGUCCAGAAUUCUUUACGAACAGAGACGCCACAAGCCCAGAACUUAAUGAAAUCCUCACUAACAAAAUACAAGGUCCUCCACUGUCAGGUAUUACGCCUAAUGGAAGAAGAGUCACCAUAUGCAGAGGUAGUCACCCUAACUUAGACUCUCAAGAAAUAACAGACACUCUUAAACUAGCUUUGAUGAUUGGUGACAUUCGGCUAUUGGAGGAAUUGGAAGGAGUCUCCGGAGAUGUGUAUGUACUGGAUGCUGCCGUGCUGGGACCCAGUUUGUUGGCUAAAUUGUCCCCUUCUACCAUUAAAAAGUUCAUGAUCUGUGUACAGGAGGCGUAUCCUGUAAAAUUGAAGGAGGUCCAUAUUGUAAACACAUCGCCCAUAGUAGAGACAUUCCUGAACUUUGUAAAACCAUUCCUCAAAGAAAAAAUCAGGAAACGGAUAUUCAUCCACAAAGAUGUGAAGGAUCUAUACAAGUAUGUGCCGCAAGAUAUGCUGCCUGCAGAGUACGGCGGCACUUGUAGCACCAUGGGCGAUAUACAUGAACAAUGGACUUGCAAGCUGAAAGAAUAUCGUGAUUGGUUCGCUGCACAGGAGUCCGUGAAAGCAAACGAAUCUCUGCGACCGGGCCGGCCGACCAACUACGACGAACUAUUUGGGAUAGACGGCUCGUUCAGGCAACUCACGAUCGACUGACCACAAAGUCUACUCGGCUCAUAUUGUGAUACUGAUUUAGAUUCUAUUACUUUUAUAAAUUAGGUUGAAAUUAAUGUUAAUUA